This is a messenger RNA of Mugil cephalus (flathead mullet), 1455 nucleotides long. Its product is annotated as lysoplasmalogenase-like. The record is from RefSeq and is a predicted model, not a curated record. Lineage: Eukaryota; Metazoa; Chordata; Actinopteri; Mugiliformes; Mugilidae. The transcript is spliced from 4 exons. Gene Ontology annotation, cellular component: membrane. The coding region runs from base 589 to 1329 and encodes 246 amino acids.
UACAGAGACAUGAAUGAUUGUCUGACCCUGACAUGACAGAUCCGUGUUUUGAUGAUGAUUAUUGUGCUUAGUUUGUUUCACUCACAGUUACACAGCAGCAUUCUUCCAUGUCUCUGCUCCUGCCCCUGCCUGCCUACCUGCCUACCUGCCCUACCUGCCCUACUGCAGGUUCCUGGAAGAGUGUGGGCGAGUUCAGAGAGAAAGUCACUUGUUAACACAUACACACUUCCUUAUUUGCCUCCGCUCUGUGCAGGUCGUGGCGAGUUGCUCCCGCAUAGCCACUGUUUUGCUGCACUCACUCCCCAACAGAUUUCCCCGCUCUUAUCUCAAGUUCCUCCUACUCAUUGACUAAUACACUAGUGAGGAAAUGUGGCGGAAAGAUUUCAGCGGAGCAAAAGACUUUGACAGGUAAACACACUGGUUGAGGAAUGUGAGUCUCACUGAGCCACUUGCGGAGGUGAAGCCUGUUAUUCUGCUGUGUAACCGACCUGUAUGAGAGGAUCUGCGAACCACUGACUGGACGGCCAUCACUUUAACGGCACUUUAUCGAGGAAAACAAGAAUUGUGGUCACAGGAACCUGCUCAGAGAUGAGCGUCCCGAAGAAGGACGACUAUGGCCGCAGGCAGAAGAGGAACACGUCCUGUGCUCUCUUUGUGUCUCUGCUGCCGUUCUUUCUGGCCGCAGCUCUCUACUUCUACCUGUGGACUCCUGAGUCUCCACCGUCCAUCGUGGCUGCAGGUGUCAAGGUGGCGCCGAUCCUCCUCCUGGCUGCAGUGGUGCUGAGCUGGAAUGGGGGUCAGAGCCUGGUUAUGGUGGGGGGGCUGCUCUUCUCUGCCGUGGGCGACUGCUGCUUGAUCUGGAACGGGUUUAUCCUGCAGGUUUCAGGAAUAGGGGCUUUUGCCGUGGCCCAUCUACUCUACUCAGUCUCCUUCCUGUCCAGUCGAUAUGGACCCCAUUCCUCGUCCUCCUGGAUCCGGGGCGUCUAUCUGAUCCUGAUCAUGGUGGGAGGAGGUUUCUACUUGUAUCUCUACCAGUUCCUGCAGAAGGCUCCUCACUCUGACGUCCUGACUCCGGCCGUGGGCGUCUACUUCUGUCUAAUCCUUCUGAUGGUGUGUCUGGGCAUCAGGACCCGUCACACAGUCACAGCUCUGGGGGGGUUGAGCUUCGCUGUGUCCGAUUCGUCGCUGGCUCUGCAAACUGUCAAGGUGUUGCCGCAGAUAGGGGGCCACCUGGUCGUCAUGGUGACGUAUUACAUGGCCCAGCUUCUGAUCGCCGUGGGCGACGUGAAGGCAGCAGAGGACGAUCUUUCUAAAAGGAAGAGGUCCUAACCAGCCCGGGGUGUCCUGGAGUUAUUAAACCUCCUCUGAACUGUUUCCUGUGAGUCCUGAACAAACAUUGUACAUGUAAUCACAUAUUAAAGUUCAGCUGCUGCUGUACAUGAUUGAUUUGAAAAA